This is a messenger RNA of Haliotis rubra (blacklip abalone), 2048 nucleotides long. RefSeq lists its product as uncharacterized. NCBI's taxonomy places the organism in Eukaryota, Metazoa, Mollusca, Gastropoda, Lepetellida, Haliotidae. The record is from RefSeq and is a predicted model, not a curated record. The transcript has 15 exons. The coding region runs from base 119 to 2011 and encodes 630 amino acids.
UCUCCGUCUUGCUGUUAUCAGUGUGUUAUCGGGACGACGUGAUAUCAACCAAACCUGAGAGUCCAGGGAUACAGGCUUGGACGACUGGGCAGGCAUAUGAACUCCGCGCAUCGCCAUCAUGAAGACCCUCAUCCUGCUUACCACCAUUCUCCAUGUUUGUUUGUCAGCCAAAGACAGCAGUGUGUGUACGCAGCCUACCCAGUCAGGACAAUAUCAACCAAAACCGAAGAUUCCCGACCAGUUCAAGGUCAAGGUGGAAUGUAACUUACUGGACAAGAAACAGACGACAAUUGUCACGGAGGCGUACGACUACUACAGCAACAGAGGAGCCAUAACUCAGAUUCAGAAGGGGACCAAGUUCCAAGGAUACUUUGACUACCAUUCUAACGACUACCUUAAUAUUUUACCUGAUACUUCGAAAUGCCAGGUGCAAAACCUGGGAGACUCCCAGUCCAAGUUUCUCUUCGGCUAUUCGCCUGGAACCCAAGGUCAAGGUCAUAUCUUCUCUGCAUCCGGGGCUUUGCACUUCACAUCAAAUGGUUCCAAAGAGGUGUACGUCGGGAAGGCUGUCAUCCGGGGCAUUCAGGCAGACACGUGGUACAGCUGUCAGUACUGGCCGCAAAUGGAUGCAACCAUGAAUGUCACGUGGUAUUUUUCAGACAAAUCCAACUGGCAAUCUUCUUUAGGACUGGAGUCAGUUCCGGUGUCAGCUCACGUGACGGGAAUCGUCUACAGUGGCACCAGCUCCCAUACAUUUGAUCACAUGUAUAAUUUCUACGGUUUUCAAAGCGGCGCAAUCCCAACGGAUUUUGAAAUCCCGGACGGCAUCGUGUGCCCCAAACGCAGCAACGUGAAGACGAUGCCCACGUUGAGCUCCAGCUUCUCCUUGAUGGGUGAGGUCGUCAGCCUUGAGGUCACGUACUUGGAGGAGAGAUAUGACGUCAACCAGCAGAUUGCCGCUUACAGGUUCAAACCCUCUACGGAAACCAACACCGAGUACGGCUCUAACAGAAUGGUGGAGAUUAAUGACUUCAACACAGGAGUCGCCUACAUCAUCGAUGAGCUGCUAGGCAACUGUACGGUGACCAAGAUUGACCACGGCAACUUCCUGUACCGUCACGUGGCUGGCUCCUCUGGUCAGGUCCGAAUGCUGACCCCCCAGGAGUUCUUCUUGCUGGACAAAAUGAUAGACCGCUACACAUAUAUCGGGCAGAGGAAUAUCCGGGGAGUGAUGUGCGAUACGUGGACAGGCUACCACGAACAGGCUGGCUUCGGCGGCAGCGUCAGUGACAACAUUACUGUCGAAUGGUAUUUCCUUACUAAAAACUGGACAACGUGGAAUGACGUAGGUGCGGUGUUUCCAGGAGAGGGUGUUCCAGUCGCAAUGCGGGCCUGGUCUCCCGACCCAUCAGGAAAGAAUGUUCCCAUCUACAACUUCAACGUGUUCGACUUCGACCGAUCAGUACCCAACGUCCUCAAGUACGACAUCAGCCCAUGCUACGUCAAUGACAACAGGCGGAUGUUCCACUUCUCCGUUGACGGUCAGUUCGAGCAGUUCAUCUCCGACAACAUGGAACUCUUCAAGUACUCCGUCAUGUCUACCAUCGUCAGCAUGUGCGACAUCUCCUCCCUUAGGGUCGCCAACAUUAAGGUUGACCUUGACGAGGAUGUGCACGUCACAUUUGAGAUGUUGGACGUAGCUCCUGUUGUCGGCGACAACCCCAACAUCGCCCCUCAGGUGUCUCUGACUGACGCUGCUAACACCUUCAUCAACUCUGUUCAAGGGGGGACUUUCACCAUCGUUUGGAACGACUAUCUCGUCGGCUCCGGUCAGGCUCCAAGCAUCACCGUCAUGUCCAGCAGCCUGACGGAAAUGGACUACGAGAAACACCAGUUCGGUAAACCAGGAAUCAUUGGCUUUGGACCAGGGACGAUGGCCGGCGUCGGGUUUGCGAUGAUUAUUGUCGGGGGCACCAUGGGAGCUGGGGCCAGCUUCUUCUGCUACAAAUAGAUACCAACUAAUGGUACAUAAACUUCAUAUAACUGUU